CAAAGUGGGCUCUGUGACGGGAACAGCGCCCCGGCUUUCGCCGCCGAGAGGGACCCGCCGCUGUCAGCGCAGCUCGGCGCAGCCCGCAGGGAGCCGUGCCCGGGUCCCCUCUACAUCCACCAUGUUGCCCUGUGGACCAGCUUUGUCCUUUAUUAGGUGUCUGGUGCGGAAGAAGAAUGUCAGUGGUGAAAGCCUUGAGGACACCAAGUUGUGCCGAUGCUUAUCGACUGUGGACCUUAUAGCCCUGGGAGUAGGAAGUACCCUUGGUGCUGGUGUUUAUGUCCUUGCUGGAGAAGUAGCCAAAUCUGAUUCUGGACCUAGCAUCAUUAUUUCUUUCCUCAUUGCUGCCCUUGCCUCUGUGAUGGCAGGUCUCUGCUAUGCUGAAUUUGGUGCUCGCGUCCCCAAGACUGGUUCUGCAUAUUUGUAUACUUACGUUACUGUUGGAGAACUGUGGGCUUUUAUCACUGGCUGGAAUCUCAUUUUGUCCUAUAUUAUAGGUACAUCAAGUGUAGCAAGAGCCUGGAGUGGCACCUUUGAUGAACUUCUUGGAAAACGGAUUGGUCAUUUCUUCGGUACCUACUUCAAAAUGAAUUACUCUGGGCUAGCAGAGUAUCCUGACUUCUUUGCUGUAUUCCUUAUAUUACUUUUAGCAGGUCUCUUAUCUUUUGGAGUAAAGGAAUCUGCAUGGGUGAAUAAAAUUUUCACUGCUAUUAACAUCUUGGUCCUACUCUUCGUUAUGAUUUCUGGUUUUGUGAAAGGAGAUGCUGACAACUGGAAAAUAAGUGAAGAAUAUCUCAGAAACCUUACUGCAGUAACAAAGAACAUCUCAUCCUAUGAAAAUGUGACAAGUAUAUAUGGGAGUGGUGGCUUUAUGCCAUAUGGUUUCACAGGAACAUUGGCUGGUGCUGCAACGUGUUUUUAUGCUUUUGUAGGAUUUGACUGCAUUGCAACAACUGGAGAAGAGGUCAAGAAUCCUCAGAAAGCCAUACCCAUAGGAAUUGUGGUGUCCCUGCUUGUCUGCUUCAUGGCCUAUUUUGGGGUUUCAGCUGCACUGACACUUAUGAUGCCAUACUAUCUGCUGGAUGAGAAAAGUCCUCUGCCAGUAGCAUUUGAAUAUGUUGCAUGGGGUCCUGCUAAAUACGUUGUAGCAGUGGGAUCCCUCUGUGCUUUGUCUACAAGUCUUCUUGGAUCCAUUUUCCCAAUACCACGUGUAAUCUAUGCUAUGGCGAAGGAUGGGUUGCUUUUCAAAUGUCUAGCUCAAAUCAAUUCCAAAACGAAGACCCCACUAGUUGCUACUCUAUCGUCUGGUGCAGUAGCAGCUAUAAUGGCAUUUCUGUUUGACCUAAAGGCUUUAGUGGACAUGAUGUCUAUUGGUACACUUCUUGCUUAUUCACUUGUGGCAACCUGUGUCCUCAUCCUUAGAUACCAACCCACUGUAACCUAUGAGGAACCAAAAUAUUCUCCAGAAAAAGCAGCUUUGGCUGCAGCUGAAAGGGGAUCUGCAGUAAGUGAAUCACAGAUAAAUAUGAUAGAAGAGAAUCGCUUCAGUCUUCAGGCCCUGAUUAAUCCAUCCAGUUUACCAACUGAGCAGACAGCAACUACUGUUAACUUUUUAGUGAGCCUCUUAGCUUGCUUGGUUUGUGGCUUGAGUGUCCUCACUACAUAUGGGAUUCAUUUCAUUGCUAACUUGGAGCCCUGGAGUAUUGGCCUUCUUGCUGUGUUAGCAGUGUCCUUCAUAGUUACCAUUCUCCUCAUCCAAAGACAGCCUCAAAACCAGCAGAAAAUGGCCUUUAUGGUUCCACUAUUGCCAUUUUUGCCAUCAUUCAGUAUACUGGUAAAUAUUUACUUGAUGGUGCAGUUAAGUGGAGAAACUUGGAUUAGAUUUAGCUUCUGGAUGGCACUCGGCUUCCUCAUUUACUUCGCUUAUGGCAUCAGACACAGUGUUGAAGGUCAUCGUAAUGAUGGAGAUGAUGAUUCUUGUUCAGAAAAUAGUGGUUUGAAAGAGAAGAAUCCUGUGGAAGAACUGGAUGAACCUGAAAAUGCAAAUGAAAGGGAUCAAUUUCUUCCACAUGAAAGGACAAGUGAAUGUUAAUCUCUGCCAACACACAAAUCUUUUAAACCUUUAAUUGACAUUUGCAGACUGAAAUUUCAAAAGCUUUCUGCCAACAUUGUGCUUCUAGAAAGUGUUUACUACAAGGCCUGACUGAUAUUUUGGACAAGCUGCUAAUCCAUCUUCAUCAUUUCAGAACUGACAGCAUGGAGAUUAAUAUUUAUAUAUAAAAAAAAAAGAAAAGUACCCUUUGGCAAGCAAAAAUUUGGAGGCAUUGUUUGAAGUGUCAUCCAAAAUCACUGGCAAUCAUCAAAUAUGAAGAAUUUUAGAACCGUCUGCCAGAAGUUCUGAAUAUUUGACAAUGUGUUGUGGACACAAGUGCCUUUCAUACCUUCUCCUUAUCUCUGUUACAUGUUUUGGUCACAAUCUAAAUUUUCUUCUUUCUACUGAAGUAACUCUCAUUGGAGAUAAAUUUCAUUCAAGCCUGGAAACUAUUUGCAAAAUGAAUGGUAAUUGUAUGGAUCAGAUACUUUGUAAAAAGUAGAGGACCAUAUAUUUAUGUAAAAAGAAAUAAUUGCUUACCUUUAUUAAUCAUGACUACUAAUCAGUAGUCCUAGAGAACUCAAGCAGUAAAGAUACUUCAAAGGUUUUUAGUCCCUCUAAUAAUAUUCAAGAUUUCUACUUAUGUGAAUGCCUUUUCUUUAAAAGAUGCUGUAUAGAAGUGUGUAUAGAAUAAUACUCUCAAGAGGAGCUAUGUUGUUUUCUGCAAAAGCAUCUGGGAACUAAUCUGUUGGUCACAGUAUUGACAGUGACAGUCAUAUGUGAUUUAGCAAGUACUGUGCUUUUGAUUUCAGAAGGGCCAGAAUUUUAUCCCUGACUACAUAAUUUGGUACUUACAUACACCAGUCAUCAAGUUUUUCUCCUUACUACUCAUUUAGUAAUACUUUCUUUUCCUUUAUCAUAUGCCAGAACUGAUAUUUCUGAUAUUGGUGUUACACGUGGCUUUUCCUCAGAAGACUUAAUGCACAAAAUCCCAGCUUUCUUUUCAGAUGGAAGGGGAGGUUUAAAAAAACAGAGGUAUGAGCUUUGGAAAAAAACCUUGUCAGAACAGUAUUUCUGCACUUCACUAAGCCUUAAACAUGUCAGCACUUUUUUGUGAGCAAAGCCUACCUACGUCCACAAAUCCAUUCAUGUGGGUAUGAUGUCUAAAUGCUAAUUUAUGUAAAGAACGAAAUUGUUGUGGCAGUGCUGGGUGAACAGUUAUUUUAAUGCUGAUAAAAAUAGAAACUGUUCCUCUUUCAAUACAAGUCAUGUCACCUCUCAAAGGCACCCAGACGUUUUAGCACUUUUUCUCAGCAAAUAGUAGGCUCAAGUCCCAUGAAGGAUUCUACAGUAUGAAGUCAUUUUGCAAGAAUGUAUUUACAAAAACAGUUUCCCUAGACUAAGAACUGUCUUGGACUUUGUCAUGGAGAGUUGCUGGUACUAAUCAUUAGUAUUAAUCUCUGUUAUUACAUGUAAAAACUUUAGAUGCCACGAGAGCUAUAUUGGUUGACAGUGAAAAGCACCUUAUAAUAGCUGGAAUUUCACAACCAACCAACGACAACAACCAACAACAAUACCCAAAAGUACAAAACAACCAAACCCCCCAAAAAAGAAA
This is a messenger RNA of Pipra filicauda (Wire-tailed manakin), 3707 nucleotides long. RefSeq names its product solute carrier family 7 member 2 (gene SLC7A2). Gene Ontology annotation, molecular function: amino acid transmembrane transporter activity. Gene Ontology annotation, cellular component: plasma membrane. Lineage: Eukaryota; Metazoa; Chordata; Aves; Passeriformes; Pipridae. The record is from RefSeq and is a predicted model, not a curated record. Bases 122 to 2092 code for a protein of 656 amino acids. The transcript is spliced from 12 exons. Gene Ontology annotation, biological process: transmembrane transport; amino acid transport.